Molecule: messenger RNA, 2154 nt
Organism: Besnoitia besnoiti
Lineage: Eukaryota; Apicomplexa; Conoidasida; Eucoccidiorida; Sarcocystidae
Exons: 2
Coding region: 1-2154 (717 amino acids)
Cellular component (GO): dynactin complex
Source: RefSeq, a predicted model, not a curated record
AUGUCGGACGCGGAGAGCGAUGGAAGCAGCUCGCUGUCUCAGCAGCGCGAGCUGCCGGUGCUGCCGGUGCCGCCGCCGCUGCCUCGCGUGCCCGUGUCGCUGGGCGCGCUCUCAGAGACGAAGAAGCCUGAGAUGUUUUUGCUUCCUCACUCGGGGAACGCCGUGGUGCCGAUCGCGCGCGCCUACGUGUGCGACACCUGCCGCGUGGUGCGGGGGCCUGAAGACCUCUCCAUCGAGAUCGAGUCCUACUUCUGUCCGGCGUGUCUCGACGCGCUGCCGCAGACUGAGGCGCUCGCGUGCAGUUGCCGAUGCACGAAGUGCUUUGACUGUCCGCGGUGCUUCGCCACGCUGGGCGUCGUGCGCGAGCCGCUCUCGGCGCCCGACGCCGCCGCAGCGGCAGGGGCCGCCGCAGACGAGUCGGAGGAGGCGGCGCUCCGCGCGGCUGAGGCGCUCGUGGAGAAGGGCGCAAGUCCCUCCGAGGGCCUCGGGCCGCAGCGCUGCGACAGUUUGCUCUCAAUUUCGAGCCAAGAGGACGAAGGCGGGAGCGACGCGGACGCGGCGGAGAAGGCGUCCGGCAGCGGGCGCCGCGCGUCGGCUCGGCAGACGGGCGACGGCGAGAGGUUCGAGUACUUUUUUGCGUGUCCGUACUGCAAAUGGAAUUCGCGGUCGCUGGGUAUGGUCAGUCGGGUGUCCGCGGUGCUCCAGGCCGCGGCGACGGCGGACGAGCGCGGGGGGCGCAUCCGGCGGUGCUUCACCCCGCUGUUUGACAGCCUGCAGGCUUCUGCCCAGGAGCGCGAGCGCGCGCGGCAGCUGCAGGCCCGCGUGAAGCACAAGGCCGUCGCGCUGCUCUUCGCGGCAGCCGCAGCCGGCGGCCUGCCUGGGAGCAGCGGAGGUCCCUUUGCCCGCCUGCAGCAGGACAAAACGUGGCGCCUGGCGGACGUCGAGGAGAUGCUUGAGCGACGUGCCAAGCAGAUGGGCGAGACAGACAUCUGGGCGAGCUUCCGCCGCGACAUUCCACAUGCGCCGCCGCGCGUCGGCCUCGCGGAGCUCCUCGCGGGAAAGCACCUGAGUCCAGCGCGCGAGAUCGUCUCGGAGCUCGACUGGAGUCGCAAGCUGCAGCAAGAUCUGCUCGGCGAAACAGCACGAGGAGACGCCGAGGAGGACGAAGAGGACUUCACGCCCGAGGAGGCGAAGGCGCUGGAACCGCUCAGCGCCGACCAAGUGCUUCUCGAUCGACGGACGCCGGACGUGGCGCCUGUGAAGAUUCCGCAGGACGUCUGGGGCCGCCCGGGGAAGCGCCGCGAAGACAACGACGCGGAGGUGAUGGACGAAGCCAUUGUCGGCGAGUUUCCAACCGUGGAGCAGAGGAUUCGCAAUCCAAAUUCUCUCGUGGUUCCUGAAAUGAGUGGGACUUUGCUGCAGCCGGUCCGCAAGCGGCUGCUCACGCGUCAGUCGAAGCGCUGUCGAACUUGCCAAAAGUACGUCGUGAAGACCCAAGUGAGUCCGAAUGCCGUCCCUCCCCUCCGCCUCAACUCAGCUGCGGCGCUGCUGCUGCCCUUGAUGUAUCCGCGAAUCCGCGACAGCGCAGUUCUUCUGGGAAAGAUCACCGACGUCGAAAUCGGCGUUGUCAACCCGGCGGAGCUCCCGAUGCUUCUCAAAGUCCACGUGAACCACGGCGCGCCCGAGGAGGACCCGGAGGGCGACGGCAGGCACUGCCUGUCGCCCGGGGCGGCCGUUUACGACCCUGGGUACGGCUCUCCCAGGGGACGCAAGGGGCCGGGCGGCGUGGGCGACGAGGACGCGGGGUUCAUGGCGGUCAGGAAGAACUGGCAGACGCUGGACAUCUUCACGAAGGAUUUCGAAGUCGCUGUCGAUCCGUACGAUGAAAUGCUGGAGGAGUUCAACGACGAGGUUGGCGAGCUCCGCGUCGACGACGACCCCACGAUCGUUUUGGCCAGAAAGGGCAACUCCGUCUGUCUCAGGAUCCGCGUGCGGCCGAAGGCGUGGGCGCUCCAACACGUCGCGGCGUGCUGCAUCACAGUAGACAUUUCCAUCGCCGGAGAUGCGUCCCCCAUUCGCGCCUGCUACGUUCUGUGUCUCGGUCGCGUCGCCGACCAGAGUGACGCAGAUCUCGUCCGACGUGAGAGCUUGUGA